Messenger RNA from Jaculus jaculus (lesser Egyptian jerboa), 1981 nucleotides. RefSeq names its product chromosome 5 C1orf94 homolog (gene C5H1orf94). The transcript is spliced from 7 exons. NCBI's taxonomy places the organism in Eukaryota, Metazoa, Chordata, Mammalia, Rodentia, Dipodidae. Bases 1 to 1782 code for a protein of 593 amino acids. The record is from RefSeq and is a predicted model, not a curated record.
AUGAGGACUGGGGGUGAACAGUCCUGUCUCCCAGCCCUGGGUGGACAGAAGGCUUUCCGGAAAGAGAGGAAGAGGAUGGCCAGUGGAAAUGGGCUUCCUUCAUCUUCCGCCCUGGUGGCUAAACGCCCUUCGGCCCUAGGCCCAUUCCCCAGAUUUGUUUGGAUCCAUCAGGACACACCCCAAGACAGCCUAGAUGAGAUUUGUCAUGAAAUCUGGAAGAGAGUUCAGGGCUUACCCAAGGCCCUGCAGCCCAGGACUUCGCUGGAGGAGCUUUCGGCUCCCAUGCCUGGGACGAUCGGUUUCCAAGAACAAGCUCUGGAGCUGAGUGGAGGCAAGGAUGAGAUCUCCCUGCUGGUGGAGCAGGAGUUCUUGAGCCUCACCAAAGAGCACCUCAUCCUGCUCCAAGAGAGCUCAGAGGAGCUGAUGGCACCUGACAGCACCUCCCAAGGGACCCAGGAGCUGGCUCCCUGCUUUCUUAUGCCCACUCUGGGGGAAGAUAGCAUUGAAUACCCAGAAGCCUCCAUCAUCACGGGUGACCAGCUUCAGGAGCAGAAGUUGGACCUGUCCGUCAUUGGUAGCAGACAAGACUGUGAUUCUGCCACAUCUACGGUGACAGGCAUCCUUAGUGCCGCCAAGGUCAAGAGUGCCAAGGGGAUUGAGGACAGGGGUAGCCUGAGUGCCUCCAAUUCUGAGAUUAGCAAGCUUCUGGCCCAGUUCCCACUGAAGCCCAUGGAAACCUCCAAGGCCCCUGACAACAAGACGGUGCUGGAGGAGACGAAGGUCAUCAAGGACUUCCUGCAGGAUAGCAUGUUCAGUGGCUCUGCAUCCCAGGAGCCCAUGGGGCUGAGCCCAUUCUUGCUGCUGCCACCUCCGUCUCCUCCUCCACUCCCGGACAAGCUCCCUGAGCUCCCCACUCAGAAGAGGCAGCUCCCCGUGUUUGCCAAGAUCUGCUCCAAGACUGACGCUGACCUGGAAGGGCACCACUGGAUGGAACGGAACCCUGGCACCAAGGAUCUGGCCAAAGGUCUGGAGAGCAUCAUUCUUAGCCAGUGGCCUCAGAGCCGGAAGGAAGCCUGUGGUGAGGAGGGUCCCAGUGACUCAGUGGGCACCAUGUCUAUGGGCCUGCCAACCAAGAAGCCUGUGUGGCCACCUGAGAAGAGCCUCCUCUGUGAGAUCUUUGGGACCACCAAGACUCCAAGCAGCCCACUGAGGCUUCGCAGCAAAGUGGAGGUGGAUGGGCUGGAGCUGAAAUUUAACCCACCUGUGGCAGCAGCUGACAAGAACAACAUUAAGUACGCAGGAAACGUCUUGACCCCACGCUUCGCCACAGCCUUGACCUCCACCAGUCUCAACCAGCCUCUCUGGCUCAACCUGAACUGCCCGCCUCCGCCGGUGUUCACCAGCCACUCCACCUUCCCGCAGUAUCACCAGGGUCUGUACCCACAGCGGUCAGCAAGAAUGCCCUAUCAGCAAGCUGUGCACCCCUCAAUGGGCUGCUACUCCCGACAGGUGACACCGUACAACCCACAGCAGAUGGGACAGCAGAUUUUCCGCUCUUCCUACACCCCCCUGAUGAGCUACAUCCCCUUCGUCCAUCCCAGCUAUCCCUAUCCUCAGAGGACACCUCAGAAGCUGCCCACUGUCCCCCGAGACCCUCCCCCAAUGGCAGGAGAUGGGCCUCAGUACCUUUUCCCCCAGGGAUAUGGGUUCAGCUCCACAUCCAGUGGGCCCAUGAUGAGCAGCCCCUACUUGUCCUCCAGUGGUAAUGGCAUUCACUUUUAGACCUCCUUCUCAUUCUCUUCCUCCCCUACUUCGCCCGUGGAUCAGGGCUAGGGGUUCUGGAGUUCUGGAUUCUGCAACAGCUUGGUAUGAAGUUUGGAAAGCCAAGGUUCCGACCAGGUCACCGACAGAAACCAGCAAGCCCGGAUUCAACGAUGACCAACACUCACACGCACAGCCCUUCACACGGCACACGGUGCAG